AUGAUCUUGGUCAUCACCACUCACACCCACCACUAGUAUUACAACCCAUAAUAACAACAAUAAUAAUCUGUAUAUAAGUGUACGAUAGGCACCAAAAGCCCAUUGAUUUGUGUGUUAUUCGUGUCCAACAAACAGUGUUUUAAUAAAUAAAUUGUUUUUUGUAUUCAUUUCAUAGUUUUAAUUAUACUUAUAAUAAGUGUUUAUAACUAAUUUUGUGUAAGAUAUCCUGAGGGAGAGAGUGAGACAUACAUUGGUGUGGAUCUGGUAGUGGUGUCAGUGAACGCCAUGUCUAUGACCUCUAUGUCCGCCAUUACGACUACCGGUGCGGGAGCGCCGGUGUCUAAGCCGCGACCGAAGCGCGUGGAGGUCCGGUGGCUAGAGUCGGAGUCGGAGCUGUAUCUGAAGCAGUGGCAGCACCGGUACCACCAGUUGGUCGGUCUGGACAUGAAUUAUCAGCAAAUGUGCCGCAAGUCGAGCGCCGCCUCCGAUGACUUCGACGACUGGCUGACCGGCUCGGGGAAGACGUUACUGGACUUGGAUCUCGACUUCCAGGCCAUUAACACCAAGAACAGUAAUUUCAUUAUCAGUAACAGCAAUACCAGCGCCGACAGCACCACCACUGGCGGCCAUCAGCGACAGACAAUCACCGCAUUUGAUCACAUCUUCUGGUCGACGGACGACCCGCUCGUCAAGAGUGCCAAGAACUCGGCCACCAAUAAGAGUAACAAACGGUUCAAGAAGUCGGUGUUUGGGCUGACGGCCGGCCCCCCAGACGGACAAGACUUUAUGGGUCGCCGGCGACGCAAUACCGGCGCCAACGACGAGGGUAUGGACUGCGAGGAGAUGGCCAGCGAUGGCGAGGAGAACGACUCGUUUGAGAACAUGAGGUUCACUCCCAUCAAGAGAUUUGCCAAUAAAACCAAUAAUAAGAAGAAUAAUCGCAAUAAAAACGAUAUCAUAUUUGGCGAAAAAGAGCGACAAUUUUCGAUAGACUUAAACAAACGACUGGAACUGUUGGCCAAAGACCAGGCGCUCAGUAACACCGAUACCGUGACCGCUGUUAUCGAUGAGGCGGUGCUGAAGGCACGACAGCCUAAGUCGCGACAGAGGGACAGGACUCGACCACCACGGCCGCGACCGCCGCCCAUACGGCGCCAGAUAUUCAAAUGCGAGCACUCGGGCUGUUCCUACCAAUCGGACCGUAACUUUAAUUUCUUGCGCCACAAACGCACGCACCGGAAGACCACUCCCGGCGCCGAUGAGGCGGCCGCGGCCACCGCUAACGGCGUCAAAGUGUUGACUAAUCUGUGCGUCGCGGCGGCGAUCAAGUCGGCGCCCACACCACUGGCCAAAGUGAUGGGCGUCCAGACCAUCGACAUCGUGAACGGCAACGCAAAUCCAAAGCUGUUUAUCACACAAACUUCCAACACAUCCGACACCACUUCCUCCACUUCAUCGUCCAUCGCGUCGGCCCUGUCUGUGACCACCAGCAGCACCGGCAGUGCCGUCGACAGUAUGGGCAGCACUACCAGUGCCGACGACUUGAACGCGUUGCUGUUGAAGACGGUGACGCCUAUGACACCCGUCGCGGCCACCGCUCCCACACUCGACCGUCUCCUCAAGAGUUGUGAUACAUCUGAAGAUACCUUUAAAGUGAUUACUAAUAAUACCAACAGUUGUGAAGACAUUAAUAACCACUCAUAUCAUCCACACUCAUGCCUCGACUAA
Molecule: messenger RNA, 1728 nt
Organism: Oppiella nova
Lineage: Eukaryota; Metazoa; Arthropoda; Arachnida; Sarcoptiformes; Oppiidae
Source: the annotation of a GenBank genome assembly